This is a messenger RNA of Carlito syrichta (Philippine tarsier), 249 nucleotides long. RefSeq names its product ras-like protein family member 10A. Lineage: Eukaryota; Metazoa; Chordata; Mammalia; Primates; Tarsiidae. The record is from RefSeq and is a predicted model, not a curated record. The annotation marks the transcript as partial. The transcript is spliced from 3 exons.
GGGCCGCGCCUCUCCCGGCCCGCGGUGCUGCUCGACGGCGCCGUCUACGACUUGAGCAUCCGCGACGGCGACGUCGCUGGCCCCGGCCCGAGCCCCGGGGGUCUCGAGGAGUGGCCAGACCCUAAGGACUGGAGCUUGCAGGACACGGACGCCUUCGUGCUGGUCUACGACAUCUGCAGCCCGGACAGUUUCGACUACGUGAAGGCCCUGCGGCAGCGCAUCGCGGAGACCAGGCCGGCGGGCGCGCCC